This is a messenger RNA of Aspergillus japonicus CBS 114.51, 674 nucleotides long. RefSeq lists its product as uncharacterized. The record is from RefSeq and is a predicted model, not a curated record. The coding region runs from base 218 to 574 and encodes 118 amino acids. Lineage: Eukaryota; Fungi; Ascomycota; Eurotiomycetes; Eurotiales; Aspergillaceae. The transcript has a single exon.
CCCUCAGCCGCUGCAGAUGAUACAGCGUAGGGAGUAGAGGAAGAUGUACAGUAGUUCUCGAACCUGCCAGCCUUAUCGGUGGCGAGACCCUGCCCUCACUUACUUGCUGUCCCUCCAUUGUCCUAUAGUUUAGUGGACAGUAGGGUACAGUAGGCUCGUCACCGAUCCGCAAGGGUUUUUCCCAUUUCCGCAUUAGGAGGGUCAACCAAGGCAUGGCAUGGCAUGGCGCUGUGAACCACACAGUCACCAAACAACGAUGUCAUAUGUCGUUAUGACGGCAUCAUUGCUUGCAGUUUCUGUCCCGUGUUUGAGACUCGGUAGCAUGCUGAUCUUUUGCUUCUUUUUCAUCUUCUGUGGCAUGCACACUACACUCACUUCACUACGCUUCACUACACACAUACAUCAUUCGAGAGACUCCGAGAACCAACCCUUGAGUUUUGUCCCCUUCUUCGGAUAUUUAUAUUUCACUCCCAUCCGCCCACGGGAUCCAGUUCAGAAAGCAUACAAUGCGUCCUUUCACCGAUCCCACUGUCCACACUACAGCUUCUUCGAGUUAUUCGUCCCAGGGAACUAAGACUUCGAAAUAAUUGUCUACUUGCCAUUACACUUACCACGGACAUCGAUAUCAUACCUACCACUACAAUUCCACUACAACUACAACACAACACAACUCU